CUAUUUUUGCCUGCGUUCUUUUCGUUUUUCCACAGUUCACCUCCGCCCCUCUUCGCUCGACGGAGACCGAAGUAGACCAGAGAGCCGGCCAUGGAGAGGAAUCCCAAGAGAAACGGAACCAAAACUCCUAAACCACAAACCCUGCACAAGAUAAUCGCCAACAGUAAGCUCCAAAUCAACGAAGACGAUGCCUCAAGGUUAAUCGGGAGCAUAAUCGAGAAGGGCGUCUCUGAUGACCCUAAGAGCAAGCCAUUUGCCCCAAUUUCGGCGCCGAAGCCCAGCGUCCUUCCCUUCCCGGUCGCCCGUCACCGGUCUCACGGUCCUCACUGGGGUCCGACUGUGGCUCGAAGGAUUGAUGAUGAUGGUGAUGAUAGCGAUGAGGAUGAAGAAGAUAAAAAGAUGCUUGCGGCUGCUGAUAGAAUGGCAGCUUUUGCUGGUCCAGUGCAGAGAAAGGAGAGGAAGGGCAUGGCUUUAACCAACUGGAGAGAACUUGUUUCAUUUAAUGAUUCCUCGGACGCUAAGAGAAUCAAAGAGUCUUCUCAUGCUGAAGCCAGAGUGAGAACAAAUAAUAGAGAAGAUAUUAAUGCUGCAGAUAAGAGAAAUGCCCGACAAGAUUCAACGUCUCUUGAGCCUCUGAGUGGUACUAGCAAGACAAGUAAUAAUGAUUUGGGUUCUGAAGUUGGAACAUCGGUCGUCAAUAUGAAAUUAGAUAAUGCGGAUCAGGGAACUAAUCUGAAGACUGACAAAUGCUUUAGAAGAGAUUCAGAGCCUGUGAUAGUUGAUGACAAACAGAUUGAUGCCGAUGGAAUGGCGGUUGAUGAUGCCAGAAAUGGCCAGAGCAAUAUGUCCCUUGAGAGCCAGAUUGAUGCGGAGAAUGUGGCUCGAUUGCAUGGUAUGUCAUCUGAUGAAAUUGCUGAAGCUCAGGCUGAGAUCAUAGAUAAAUUGGAUCCAGCAUUAUUGGAGGCAUUAAAGAGGCGGGGCCUUGAGAAAUUGAAGAAGAAGAACAAUCUAAAUAGUGCAGGUUUGGCUUCAAGCAGUAAGCUGGGAAGUCCACCAGUUGAUACUGAGUCUAACAUUGAAGUUUCUUCCCAUUUGGAGAGUGCUGACUCUCAUUUUCUGACAUCUACUAGCACAAAGCCUAAUCACAGUUCCCAGGGCAUUACUGCUGCUGAGAACAAGGGACCCAUUGGAAGCAAUUUGUGGAAUGCUUGGAGUAAGAAAGUUGAGGGUGUAAGGAACUUGAGAUUUUCGUUGGAUGGGAAUGUUGUCAACAUUGAUACUAGUCCAGUACCUGAAACAAACUCUACUUCUGCUCAGAAUAGGCAGAGUGCAGACAAUGUUGCUGGACGGGACUUCUUACGAACUGAAGGAGACCCUGGGGCAGCAGGUUAUACAAUCAAAGAAGCAGUGGCGCUCUCAAGAAGUGUGGUUCCGGGACAACGGUCCUUGGCGCUUCACCUUCUUGCGUCAGUUCUUGAUAAAGCAAUAAACAAUGUUGCCCAGGAUCAACCAGGUCUUAAUCUAGCAAAAGUUACCCAAAGCAAUGACCAUUCCGUUGAUUGGAAAGCUGUUUGGGCAUUUGCACUUGGGCCAGAACCUGAGCUUGUUUUAUCAUUGAGGAUGGCGUUGGAUGAUAAUCACAACUCUGUAGUUUUAGCAUGUGCCAAAGUCAUCCAGUGCAUCCUCAGCUUUGAUUUAAAUGAGCAUUUCUUUGACAACUUGGAGAAUAUAGAUGUGCAUGGGAUGGAUGUAUAUACUGCUCCUGUAUUUCGGAGUAAACCAGAGAUUGAUGUUGGCUUCCUCCAUGCUGGGUUCUGGAAAUACAGCGCUAAAUCUUCUAAUCUUCUUCCAUUUGGAGAAACCUCUGAUGAGGACACUGAAGGAAAACAUACGAUUCAAGAUGAUGUGGUUGUUGCUGGACAAGAUUUCACAGCAGGUCUCAUUAGGAUGGGCAUACUACCGAGAAUUCGCUAUCUUUUGGAGAUGGACCCCACAUCACUUUUGGAAGAACGCCUGAUAUCUAUACUCGUUGCGAUAGCAAGGCACUCUCCAAUAGGUGCAAAUGCUAUCAUAGAGUGCCCAAGGCUUGUUCCAACUGUCGUCAAUAGAUUCAAUGCAACGAGCAACAUGGAAAUAAAUCAAUCUAAAAUUAGAUCUGUAACUCUUCUGAAGGUGUUGGCGAAAUCUGACAGGAGAGCUUGCAUAGAGUUCAUCAAUAAUGGAACCUUCAUAAUGAUGACUAAGCAUCUUUAUCAAUCUGCUCGGUCCCUAGACCAAUGGAUAAAGUCCGGAAAAGAGAGCUGCAGACUUUCCGCAGCCCUGAUGGUUGAGCAGUUACGUCUGUGGAAGGUCUGCAUAAGAUAUGGCUUUUGUUUGUCUAAUUUCACAGAUAUAUUCCCUUCCAUUUGCUUGUGGCUGUAUCCUCCUUCAAUAGAUAAACUUUUGGAAGUGCAAACUUUGCAAGAAUUUGCUUCGGUCUCUAAGGAGGCUUACCUUGUUCUCGGGGCUUUAGCAAGCAGACUUCCAGAGUUUCGUUUGCAAAUGCAUGAAAAAGAUCCAACGUUGCAAGGUAAUGGUGGUGACAGUAACUCUGAAACGUGGUCGUGGAGUUAUGUGGGUCCCAUGGUAGACCUGGGGCUGAAGUGGUUAACAUUGAAGAGUGAUGUACAAUUGUCUGAACUCUUUGAGCUUGGAGACGGAAGCAAGAAAGACUUGACUUUACAAGAUAAAUCCAUGUCUGCUUCUUUGUUGUGGGUUUAUUCUGCUGUCAUGCAAAUGCUCUCUGCUAUUCUCGAGAAAUUGGGUCCCAAAAACACAUCCAAUGGUGGGGCCCGACUUGCAUGGCUGCCUGAUUUUGUUCCCAGAAUUGGUCUAGAGCUUUUAAAGAAUGGCUUUUUGGGCUCUUUAUCUUCUGAUGAUUCUGUUAAUAAUGAAGCGGAUCAAACUCAAGGUGGGUCAUUCAUUGAGGGACUAUGCUAUUUGAGGCUAAGCAAUUCGGUGACCUCCUUAGCUUCUGUUUGUUGUCUUAAUGGGUUAAUUAGGGUGGCAGAGAUCCUCGACCGAUUGAUCUGUCUAGCCAAGGCUGGGGUGCCUACUUCUCUAACUGAGGGCCUGGAUCCUUCGAGAGAAGGGCAAAUUCUUGAGAAGGGAAUCCUCAAGGGGUGUAUACGUGAAAUAAGAAGCUCACUAGAUAUAUUUCUGAACUUGGUCACUUCAGAGUGGCAAUAUCUCCAGUCAAUUGAGACGAUUGGGAGAGGGGGUCCUGCUCCAGGAGUUGGAGUGGGUUGGGGUGCUUCUGGUGGAGGAUUUUGGUCAAUUAAUGUUCUAUUGGCACAAAAGGAUGCAGCUUUUCUCAUUUACUUGCUCAAAAUUACUGAUGUAGCCUUGGAUGAAGACCAAGCUCUUGUUUCUCAAAGAAUAAAUGCUGCCUUGGGAUCGUGUUUGGUCUUUGGUCCAACAGACAAGGCUAUUGUGGAGAAGGCAUUGGAUUUUCUGCUUCAAGUACCUGUACUUGGGUACCUGUCUAUCUGUAUCCAGCAGUUUGCUGGCCUUAACAGAUCAAAUAAGCUCGUGCUGGGGGAAUACAGAGAAGAGGACUUACUGCAGGCCAGUAAUCUAUUAUCUUCCCACUUUAGAAACCGAUGGUUGCGGGCAAAGAAGAAGGGCAGAGGUGCAGGUGGAAGUAAAGCCUCUGUUGUUAAAGCUCAUGAAAUCAAUACUUCUCUCGAAACCAUACAUGAGGACUUGGAAUUAAAUGAGAAUGCCGAUAAUUGUGACUAUGAUUCUUUGAUGAUGGAGUGGGCCUAUCAGAGACUGCCUCUUCCAGUCCACUGGUUUCUCAGUCCAAUCUCAACGAUAGAUUUUGCUAAACUCGGUGGCGAACGGAAGAGUUCGAGUGUAGUGGAUCUUGUCCAGGAACCUGCUGAUUUAUGCGAAGUUGCUAAAGCAGGACUGCUCUUUAUUCUUGGCAUUGAAGCAAUGUCACACACACAAUUAAUAAAUAUCUCCUCAGUUGUGACAAAUGUGCCACUAGUGUGGAAAUUCCAUUCCUUGUCCAUGAUCUUACUGACUGGGAUGGACGUGCUUGAAGACGAGAAGAGUCGGGUCCUUUAUGAAGCUCUACAGGAUCUGUUUGGGCAACUUCUUGACCAAGCAAGGUGCAGUGGAAGUGGUGUUGAGAUGGAAAAGAAAAAUGAUCGGGGGUUCUCUUUGAGGUUCCAGUUAGAAAUACAUGAUAGUUAUCCAACAUUUAUUGAGACUAUUGUGGAGCAGUUUGGUGCGGUAUCAUAUGGUGAUUUACUCUAUGGCCGUCAAGUCGCACUUUAUCUCCAUUGUCAUGUUGAAGCUUCUGUACGACUGGCUGCAUGGAAUGCUCUAUCUACUGCUCGGGUUUUCGAACUUCUGCCUCCUCUGGAGAAAAGUUUAGCUGCGCCUGAAGGCUAUCUUGAACCUGCUGAGGACAAUGAAGAAAUUCUGGAGGCAUACGUGAAGUCAUGGACAUCUGGUGCACUUGAUAGGGCCGCUACAAGAAGAUCAUUAGCAUUCACACUGUUCUUGCACCACACGUCAUCCUUCCUUUUCCUCAAUUACUCGACAGACAAAGUUUUGCUGCGAAACAAAUUAGUGAAGUCCCUUCUUCGAGAUUACUCCAGGAAGCAUCAACAUGAGGGUUUCAUGUUGGAUCUUAUACAAUACAACAGACCCCCUCCAAACUCAAUGGUGGAGCAAGAGGAUGUUGCAUUGCCUGUUAGUGAUGCUGCCACCGAGCAGAGAUUCCGCGUAGUCGCAGACGCCUGUGAAGGAAAUGCUUCCCUGCUUGCAGAAGUCGAAAAGCUGAGAUCUGCUCUUCUGAGAUAAUCUGUUCUGUCUUGAGCUAUAGGUUUGACAUGUAUAUACACAUGUGAAAACAGUGAUCUUUCAUCUCGUCUCUUCUUUUUAUUUGAUUCCCUUUUUUUCUUCUCUGAGAAGUGGGUGUAAGUUCUCUAAUCCCCGCAAAUUUUGUCAGAACGAACUCGCAAUAGAAACUCUCCUGAUGAAGUAAAGUGAAUAUGGCUUGCUAUUUGGAUCUCUUUGUUCUCAUGUUAUCAUUGUUCUUAACACUACAAUCAGGAUUUGAAUAGAAUCAGGUGAUCAGCUCGGAUUUGCUUGGAGUUACUGCACGAGAUAGGCUAGACCCAAAAAGUCAUUGCUGUUGGUGUUCAUUAGGGCUUGAAGAAGUUAGCAUCAAGGCCUUUAUCGAUCAGAUUCCAUAGCGCUGCGGCCACCAAAAAUGCCGAGAGGAUCAACCCGAGGCAACCAAUGACGGAGUUGAACCACCACGUAGCGCUUGCCCUCUGGGGCUUCCUGAUCCUCACCCACAUGAGGCAUGGGUAUGCAAAAGUCAACGGUGAGGUCAGGCCCCCGAUCAGGGGUGCAAGGCUCCCGAGAAAUGGGAAGGCAACGGAGAUGAGGUAUGCGAGCAGGCCAAACAAAAGGCGGAGGCAUGUGCGCGCUGAGAGGUUGCACCAGCGUUUGCCCGUGAUGCUGGUGUAGCGAAUCUCAAAGUUGUCGAACACAGGCAUUGCGUAGAUCUGGAACACACACAGGCUGUUAAGUAUUACCAGGACGAGGAUAAGGCCCAAGAGGAACUUGGACACGUGCUGCCUAUCCGAGUUUGAUAUUGCUCUCAACAUUCCUCCACUCGGUAUCUGAAAUCCGGAAAGGAAUGAAAUUGAUAUUAGGUAGCUGUUCGUAUCCCGUUAUUGUCAUCUAAGAAAUGAACUUUUAAACCUGAGAUUAGAUUGUGUCACUGAAAUUCCGACGUGAGAAAA
Punica granatum (pomegranate) is the source of this 5810-nucleotide messenger RNA. The record is from RefSeq and is a predicted model, not a curated record. Lineage: Eukaryota; Viridiplantae; Streptophyta; Magnoliopsida; Myrtales; Lythraceae.